AUGAGUUAGGAAAGCUUUCAAAAUCAAAUAUUAUAAUAAUAAAUUUAAUUAUAGAAUGUCUAUCGAAGUUUCGAUGGAGCAGAUUCAAGAAUUAGAGUAUAUUUUUAUAUAUUAUAUAGAUGGAUCAUAUUUAAAAAGUAUAAUGCUAGUUUAUUAAAUGUUUCAAUAAUCUUCUACGUCAUUAAAAUAAUAAGAAAAAAUCUAAUAUAAUAGUGCUGCCAUAUUAAGGAACUCAUUUUUAUGUACGAUACAAAAUUAAAUUUAUUAAGGUCCACUUUAAGGAUGAAAUAAAUCUUAAAAAGGCUAAAGUCUUAGAAUCUACAGAUAGUAAUUUUGGAUAAUUCUCCUUUUUAAAGCCUUAAAUACCAUUUAUACCUUGUAUUACUAUUCUGAUAUUUAGUUUCACCGUUCUAAAGUAUUGCUCCUCAUUAUUCUUAAGAAAUAAAAUUUUAGAGAAUAAAUUCUAUUAUGUAGAGUCAAGACAGAUAUCUUACUCAUCCUAGACAGAAUAACUAAUAAGCCUAACAUUUUAAGAUGAAAGACAAAUUUUUCGUUUUCUCAGGUAAGGCUGAUGAAUCACAAUCAAUUCAUUCAGAAGAAUAAGAUAAUGAUGAGAAGAUGUCAGAUCAUUCAUUCUUAGUUAAAAAAUCAAAGAAAAUCAAUAAAGUCAAUGAUACAAAAAAUAUAACUAAAAAUUUUUCAAAAGCGAUUAUCAGUUAUAUUACUUAAAAUAAAGACAUAGGUUUGAAAUUGUUGGAUAAUAGAGAAUUUGAAGAUUUUAUGUAAAUAUUGAAAGAGAAAAAAAAUAAGAUGACAAAUAUCCAAUAAUUAAGGGAAUUGUGGGUUGAUUGUGAGGAUGAAAAACUAAAAUAAUUCAAUUAAACUUUUAGAAUAUUUAGGUAAAAUAUUUAAAUUAAAGUUAAUAGUCAAUAUUUCUUAAGAUAACAAUCAGUUGCUUACAUCUAUAAUUCUCGAAUCAUGAAUACAGGAUGGCAUUUAAAAUAUAGAUAUAAUUUACUAAGAGCAUUAAGAGAACCUUAAAAUUUUAAAUACAUUAAAGAUAUUUGA
Paramecium pentaurelia is the source of this 1068-nucleotide messenger RNA. NCBI's taxonomy places the organism in Eukaryota, Ciliophora, Oligohymenophorea, Peniculida, Parameciidae. The record is from the annotation of a GenBank genome assembly.